AUGCGUUGGCAGCCCACACGCACUUCUUGCAUCAACCUCAGCAACCAACAAGCAUUGGGCGGCAUGUUGGAUGCAAGUGUUUCUACCAGCACCUUUGGAGGGAAUUUCCGCACGGCUGGCGCCAGCGCGAUCGGAAGCUUCCGUAGCACCACUGGCACAUUUUUUCGCCGGGAUUCCCACAACUCAGCCAGCAGUGGCGACGCACGGGCUGCCGGGCCUGCCGCAGCUCGGGACGCGCGGGAGUUCAGUGAGGCAGGGCGGAAGUCCUUGAUGAGGGUGCCACGGGAGGGCUGUUUCUUGCGUGUGGCCAAUGUCAUGGACAUCUUGCAGCAGGUGCGGACUAUGGUGGGAAUGGUCACCAAUGUCUGGAGCUGGUCUAUGAGAACCAACUCAACAUUCCGCCAGGUGAUGCCUGGGUUGGUCAGGGUCCACGCUGGCUCUGAGACCUUCAUCCUGCAGGGCUUCUUCUUGCAGGACUUGGAUGCUGCGCCCAUCAAUAGCAGUCAGCCGAAAAAUUACGUCAGGGGCCAGCCGCCGGUGACCGAUGUGAACCUAAAGGUGCCCAUCAAGUCCUUCCCGCAGAUCCAAGUGCUCCUGAAGCUACGGUGGCUGCUCAGACUCCACUCCGCUUGCUGCGAGCUAGACUUCAAAAUGUGCUCGUUGAGGAAUAUCAUCUUGGGCAUGCAGUACGUCGUCCUUCAAGCCUGCGCCGAGGCAGAGUGUGACAGCCUCUUCGACACCAAGGUGCAGCAGAACGUGGGCGCACAUCUGCAUGUGGAGAGUCUGGUGGAUGACAUUGCCGACCAGCUUUACCGGUCCAUGGGCAAGGCGCACUGUGCCUUUCUGGAGUAUGUCUCCAGCUGCGAUCCUACACGUAGCGUCCACUACACCCAGAUGAGCCUGAGCCCGCCUCAAGUGCAGCCAAAUGACCAGCUAGCCAUGGCCUUGGACACCGUUUUUGUGGCGAACUUUCUGCGACAGCACCCGCGAGACCAGAAAUGCAACCUGCAGGAGCUUUGCAAUGACUUGGAUGCCCUGGGUAUCCCACUGCCUGAGCUUCCGGCGCUCCGUGGCGCCCGGAACCUCCGGGCCUGGGCCUUGGCAAAGACAAAGCCCAGCCCAGAAAGCCGCGAGCGUGGCCUGGGCGAGGACAUGGAGAAGUUGGCCCAGCUGGACGCAGUUCUCUUGUGUGCUGCCAUCGAGUUGCGCAGCCCGGAGGUGGCCGCCGCACCCGAAGAGGUGCAGGACAACAACUUCAUCGUGAACGUCCCCCAGAACCCUUCCAGCCAGCCUGGGGGAGCGCCGGAGCCCAUCAGCUUUGGCAACACCGGGCGCAAGCCUGGGGUCAGCCCCUCCAACGCCACGGUGCUCUACACGGAAAAGCCACAGCUCUCUCCACUCGUGGUAGAUGCCGCCGUUCACGUCAUCCAGCACCACUUCACCUUCCCUGAUGGUAUCCGUGCGCGACUGCAUCGGCUACUUUUUGAAGAGUAUGGCUUGACGUUGGAGCAGGCUCAGACCGUAGAGAUUGCCCGCACCACGAAUAUCGAUGGCAAGCGGCUCGCGGAGGAUGUGCUGUUUAAUAUCGACCAAAAAGAGAAAGCUCGGCUACGAAAGUACUUUGUGGACACGGGUAAGGAUGUGAGCCACCUGCUUGCGCCGGCGUUGGUGCCUGCGCCAUGGUCGCAGGGCAUGCUGGCCAAGCGCGGGCUCCAAGGGGGCGCGCAGGGACGAGUUGACUUCCUGCCUUGUUCCUCGCAAGCAGCCUGA
Molecule: messenger RNA, 1770 nt
Organism: Effrenium voratum
Lineage: Eukaryota; Dinophyceae; Suessiales; Symbiodiniaceae
Source: the annotation of a GenBank genome assembly